This is a messenger RNA of Planococcus citri (citrus mealybug), 3375 nucleotides long. RefSeq names its product leucine-rich PPR motif-containing protein, mitochondrial-like. Gene Ontology annotation, biological process: regulation of mitochondrial translation. Gene Ontology annotation, cellular component: mitochondrion; nucleus. Lineage: Eukaryota; Metazoa; Arthropoda; Insecta; Hemiptera; Pseudococcidae. The coding region runs from base 299 to 3256 and encodes 985 amino acids. The transcript has 16 exons. Gene Ontology annotation, molecular function: mRNA 3'-UTR binding; protein binding. The record is from RefSeq and is a predicted model, not a curated record.
UUUUUGUAAAAUUAAUUAUUUAAUUUAUUUAAAAAAUUUUUCGUAAGUAAUUACUAAUUAGUAAUUAGUAUUAAAAUUUAUGUGUUAUUUGAUCAUAUGAUGGUGCAAUAGCUGCAAAAUUUCAUUAAAUAUUCCGGAAAAUGUGAACCUUAACAUCUGUUAUUUACUGUUAUGAAUUAAAUGCUCUUAUCAAUAGGAUGACAUUCUGUCUGUUAGUUAGACUGAUGCAAUGCAAUGAAAAAUGAUCUGACCUGUGAUCAGAAUAUUCUCAAGUUUCGGUAACAUAUUCCUUCAUAAUAUGUUCAACUUGUGCAGACGAGUAAUGAGGACGAGGUACGCAUUCUGCAAUGUGAAAUUACUCAAAAGCAUCCAUGCCAAAUGCCCUGUAUCGUCCUCGUCUGCCUGCCAUUCUCAUUCGAGUCACGUUACGCCGAUCAAAUCCAUCUCAACGAGGUAUUCUUUCAACAUCAAGAAUACGACUAUCGAGUUACAGAAAAAACUGAGAAAACUCAGCGUAAAACUUGAACUUGGGUUCAGUAUUUCAGUAUUCUCAGUCGAUAGUAUUUUAGUACAUCCUUGCUUCAAAUUUACGAAAAUCACCAAAGCCGAUAGUGUGAUUCUAAUCAACGCUUGCAAUUGCAUGCACGAGGAGUCGUCGCUGAAACGAAGCGAAUAUGUGUGGAGAAUUUGGGAUAAAAUGAAAAAAAGUGGUAUCAUCGACUUAGAUUCCUAUCAUCUUUUAUUACGUGUUCUUCGAGAUUGUGGUACUUACGUCGAACCGAAAGAUCUACUCAAUACCAUUUUGAAAGACGGAUGUUCCCCUACUUCCGAAACGUACACAUUGUUGUUAGAAUGUGCUUGUGAAAAUCAAAACAUCGAUGGCAUCGAAUUCGUAUUGUCUGCUAUGAAAAAAGACUCAUACGAAGCUUCCGACAGAUGCCUCAAUGCUAUUUUAUUCGCCACUGUUAAAAGUAGAGGAUUGGACAGUGCCAAGGAUUACUUGAAGAAUACAUCCGGUAAUUUGAAUUCUGGAACUUAUACAAGUUUACUCAGAGGUAUCGCCGAACAGAUGGUAGAAAGUCCAAAUCGAUUCGAUGAGGUGUUGAGAGAAGCUCGAGAAAAAUCGAUUGAGUUUUCCUUACUAGAACGAAUAUUGAUUGUUCAGAGUGUAAUACGUGGGACAGAUUUACUCGCGUUUAUUCCUAGUGUGCUUGGUCCGAGAGAUGAUUGGAUACCUAAUCCGAUAACUUUAUGUAAUUUAACCGCGAGAUGUUUAUCUAUAAAGAAUUAUCCGGCCAUGUUUGAAGUAUUGAAUUAUAUGGGUGAUCUGGUCUACCAUAUGACUCCUGGUAUCGAUGAAUUGCCACCAUGUUCUUACAUAGACCUCAUAGUUACAAACAUGGUGCGGUCACAAAUGCCUUUGAACGAUAUUUUACAAUUUUGUUUCGAGAAAGAUACAACGAUACGUUUGAGAAGAGCUGCUUAUACUUCGUUACGUUGCCGUUUAUUCACCUACACUUUGGCUUUCUUCGAAGCUAUGAGAUCUGUCGAAAUGCCUCUCAGACCUCAUUUUUUUUGGCCCAUAUUUUUAUCGUGUCGGAAUAAUCAGCAAAUGUAUAAUGUGAUAAAUGCUAUGAACCGGUUGAAUGUCGAAUUAGAUUACGAUACUUUGCGUACGUACGUUUUGAAACACCUGCAUUUGAUGAAAUCGAGCGAAACGUUUGAAAAAUUGGAAAAACUCGGAAUUCCUUCGAGUAGUUUUGCUACACCUUUGAUGGUUUUAGCUCUGCAAAAAAAUCAAAUUUCACUCGCGAUGGAAUUGUAUGACAAAUACAAAUCGGAAAUAGAUCACGAAAAAUUAUAUUUCGCCUUGGCUUCGUUAUUAAUUCGCUGUCAGGAUUUUGACGCUGUUUCCAAAAUAUGUUCCGAUGAUACUCAGCAUUUGCUCAAAGUGUUUCAUAAUUUGGUUGUUCAUUUCAAAAAGGGCGCUCGACCAUAUUUGAUUGAAAAGUUUUUAAACACGUUCAGGAAAACCAAAACGAGUUUAUUUAAAGCUGACUUGGAAGAACUGAGACUUUAUUUGAAAUUACACAAUUUAGACGAAGAAAUUUGGCUGAAUAAUCUUCUAAAUGAAGUGAACAACCAUUCUUCUCCCUCGCCAAGACCUCACUUAAGAGAUAUGAAUAUUGACGAAUUGGAAGAUAACGUCGUCCAUCUAAGGAAACAUAAUUAUCCCACGAGACAAGCUCUCAGAAGACUGCUGAUAAUGCACGCAGAAAGAGGCAACGUUGCUCGUGUUGUGGAAUUGAAACAGGAAUUGGAAGAGAGGAAUAUGGACUUUUCAUUGGGUAUGAAAGCUUCGUUAAUGAAAUGUUUCUGCCUAAAUGGCAAUUUCAACAUGGCGUAUGAUUUAUUCCUCGACAUGAAAUCGCACGGUUCGCAUGAAAAACUCGAACCAGCGAAAUACAUCAUGUUGGCCGAUGCUGCAGCUAGGAAAGGUCGUCUCGAAGUUACGUACGAAAUACUGAAAAGCAGAACGAACUUUCAAGAAGAUGAUUUAAGUAACGAGUGUUUGAAAUUAAUCGAAACGGUUGCUCAAAAUCACGGAGUACAAGCUGCCGAACAAUUACUCGAAUAUUUAGUCAAGAGUAAUUAUUGUUACCUCAAAAUCAUGCUAUUCAAACCCAUAAUGCAAUAUUAUUUAAUAAGAAAUCAAGUCGAGAAUGCUACGUUAGCUUGUUUGAAGUACGCGAAUCGUUACAGACUGAUGCCAAUGAAACAUAAAAUUAUAUCUAGAUUAGCUGCGUUGGCUGUGGAAGAGAAAGUUCACAAGAGUGAGCCGAAAUUUCAACUAUUGUUGGAUAAAGUUUUGCAAACCGCUGGAUAUUUAUACGGUUCUAGUCAUACGAAUUUGGUGUACAUUUUGUGUUUGGCUGAAAUGGGAUUGUUGGUAUCUUUGAAGUUGUAUUUAAAAGAAUCGUACACUGGAAUUGAAGAAAAGCUAUUAUGGCACGAGUGUAAUAAAUUAUCUGAUACGAAUAACGUUAAGACUUUAACGAAUUUGGAAAUUGCUUUCAAGAGUACCAAGUUGAACAUGGAACCUAUUUAUAUUAAUUUAUUGAAGAUUUAUUGUCGAAAUAACGAUUUAAAAUCAGCUCGUGAAUUGUUGAAAUCGUUGGAAGAAUCGGAACGAAUGCCUUCUAUGGAGUUUACAACUAUGUACUCUGAAUUAGUAAAUGGUGACGAUGUUGUUUGAGGAUAAGAUGUACUCGUAAUUUAUUAUUUAGUGACCAAUAAGUCGAAGUUUUGUUUCCUACCCAAGAUGUUCAUUUUCUUGUAACUUAGUUACUUAAUAAAGUUUACAAUUUUAGGUAA